CACAGAUUGAACCGAGAUGUCACCCUGCAGGGAGAAGUGACCAUCCCGCGCCAGGGCGGAAAAGCAAUUUCAUUUCAAUAUAGAUGACCAUGCAACCUGCAAUUCAAGUGUGGUUUGGAGAAGACCUGCCUCUAAGUCCACGGAGUCCUCUGACCCCCAGACACGGGCCAGGUUUGGCUGAUGUUUGUCAGUAUGAUGAGUGGAUAGCUGUGAGGCAUAAAGCCAACCUGUUGCCCAUGCAAGAAGAUCUGUCAAUCUGGCUAUCUGGUUUAUUAGGUACUGAAGUUAAGGCAGAAAGAUUAUUGGAAGAACUUGAUAAUGGAGUACUAUUAUGCCAACUGAUUGAUGUUCUUCAAAACAUGGUAAAAGCUUGUGACUCUGAAGAACCCAGGAAUUUUCCAAUGAGAAAAGUGCCCUGUAAGAAGGACGCUGCCUCAGGUUCAUUCUUUGCUAGAGACAAUACUGCAAACUUCCUUCACUGGUGCAGGCACAUUGGGGUUGAUGAGACUUACCUCUUUGAAUCUGAAGGUUUAGGGAAACCAUCCACCAGCAUUGUGACUCCAGAAGCUACUAAAGAGACAGGAUUGAAGGAACUUGGCUACUCCCCGGACGCAGGUGCUGACCCGAGAGCACCGCCCAGUAAACAUGAUGCAAUCAAAUCUCCACCUCAGGGUCGAUUUCCCUGGGGAACUUGA
This is a messenger RNA of Leptonychotes weddellii (Weddell seal), 695 nucleotides long. The record is from RefSeq and is a predicted model, not a curated record. NCBI's taxonomy places the organism in Eukaryota, Metazoa, Chordata, Mammalia, Carnivora, Phocidae.